AUGAACAACUCAGACAGUCAGGUACUCAAAAGCAUUCAAAGGGAAAUAGACGUUACCAACGCCUUACUCAACAGACUCCAACAAUACCAACGAUGCAACAUGUUCCAAGAUCCAAAGGUCUCACCAGAUGGCAUCUCCAUUUCUUUCCGCAAUAUACCCAAGUUUCAGAUCAUGGGCAAUAAUUCUACGAUUUGGUAUCACACUUCCUAUCAAUGUUUCAAAAAAAUUCUGACAGCAGGCAAGACCAAUAUCGAUUCAGCAUGGAAAAUUUGUCUGCCAAUGUCUUUCGACCAUGAUCAUGACACAUGGUACAAAUCGAACUUACAAGGAAAAGACAUCUCUUGGAACGAUGUGAAAGACAUAAUCACCAAGAAGUUUGACUCUUUUGACAGACAAUUGGAAAUGGCAUCCCUCGUCUUUACAAGGAUAAUGGGACCCAACAAAUCGAUCCUCGACUAUGGAAUCAAAUUUCAAAAAGCGUGCAGAGAAGGUGGCGUAAAAGAAAACGCCAACCUUGCUAUGCGUUUCAUGAGUAGCUUGACUCCGGAACUUAGUUCCAACGUCAAGUUAGCCUGGUUUGCUCGAUAUUCAGAAAUGCCUCAAACGAUUAAGCAGGUACUCCUUCUUGCUAAUGGUAUAUCGACCAGCAAUAAAAGAAGUAACCCGUAUGACAACUGCAACAACAACUGCAACAACAGAAAAAGUAACCUAAACAUAACAAACAAAGGAAAGUACUUUUGCACGCAACAUAUGUUCAACGAUAUGCAUGUUACUUCUAACUGUCGCAUGCUUCAAAAACACAAGCACACAGAUAAAACCUGUAGAUAUUGCAACAAGCCUUGGCAACACCACCACACCUGCCAAGAGUAUCUCCAAGCCAAAACAAGGACCGUAAAUGCCAUUGGUACCACACAAGAAAACAUCACCUCACCUAUCAAUCAUAUAACCCAAACGCUUGAGAACGCCUCAUUUGUGACAUAUGCAAAUGGCUAUGAAUUUUUACAUUCCUUUGAACUUAUGGAAAUGAAUCAAGAAGAUAGUUUAAUAUUAGGACAAGAUAUAUUACCUAAACUUGGUAUCACUUUAUCUGGAGUAGCUGUAGACUGGAACAUUAAAACCAGUACUAGGGAAAAUCAAGAAAUAGAGAAUGAUCUUGAACCUAACAAUUCACCGUACAGUACUAAAGAACAACAUGAUCAGUUUAUGAGCACAAUAGCUUGCUACAUAGAAGAUAAUGAAGCAAUACUUAAAACUUCAUUUUGCACAGUACCAGAGUCAAUAGCGGAACUCAAGACUGCUGAAGGUGCAAAAACCUAUCAAUGA
This is a messenger RNA of Phycomyces blakesleeanus NRRL 1555(-), 1323 nucleotides long. RefSeq lists its product as hypothetical. The record is from RefSeq and is a predicted model, not a curated record. The coding region runs from base 1 to 1323 and encodes 440 amino acids. The transcript has 3 exons. NCBI's taxonomy places the organism in Eukaryota, Fungi, Mucoromycota, Mucoromycetes, Mucorales, Phycomycetaceae.